AACUUCUUCAAACUGCAUAAACUCCGCGCCCUCCGGCGCAAGGCGAAGCUCAAGGGCGUCCUCAUCAGGACCGACCCAGCCAUGGCCACGGCCGGCGUUCCCAUUUCCCCCUCGUCGUCCAAGCGCUCCCGUAGCAAGGACAGCACGCGAUCAGUCACCACCUCGUCCCUCAACACGCCCGCCGCCAACACGCCCUCUGCAAGCACCAGCAGUCUCGUCAUCAACUCGUCCGUCACAAGCACCCCAGCCACAGGCCAUGCACAUGGCCACGAUGCUGUCCCGUAUCCCGCCUUCCUGACGUCGCCCAAGGACAUUCACACCAAAUGGAAUCGCUUGGAGAUGGCCCAGGUCGAGCGCCUGAGGGACAGCACCCAGGCCGGCGCUUCGGAAGAGGCUCCCAAGUGGGCGAGGUGCUUCGGCGAGGAUUAUGCCAACCGUAAUCGCUACAUCAACGUUGACCCAUACCAAUCCAACAGAGUCCACCUUGAGGUACCAGACGGCCAUUUCGACUACAUCAAUGCCUCGCCCAUAGUGCUCGAGACGACAAAGUCUGCGACGGAGCUCAAGUACAUUGCAACACAAGGACCCAAAGCAGACAGCUGGUCGCACAUCUGGCGCAUGAUCUGGAAGGAGAACCAUUCGCCCGCAGUCAUUGUAAUGCUGACCCAGACCCACGAGGCGAACCGAGAGAAAUGCUACCCCUACUACCCGCAAUCCUUGUCGAAUCCAGAUAUGCGCAUCAACGAGCACGACGAGUUUCAAGACGGCUUCAUACACAAUCUCCACCUAGCCUCGUACACGACAGACGAAGAGGCUAGGACACAAGUAAGGGAAAUCGACAUGACAACAGAUGAUGGCAGUGAGUCGAAAAAAAUCUGGCAUCUGCUCUUUGCUGGCUGGCCUGAUUUCUCCGUGCCUGAAGGCGACGAUCGCGCUGGUAUGCUGAAGCUAGUGGAUAUAUCGCGGUCCAAGAACACGGACAAUUCGACCAACCCACGAAUCGUUCACUGCAGUGCAGGUAUCGGCCGCAGCGGAACCUUUAUCGCGCUUGAUUGGCUCAUGCAGGAGCUCCAAGAGGGCGCACUGGACGAUGUACCUGACGACGAAGAUCCUAUAUUAAAGGUUGUCGAGAUGCUCAGAGACCAGCGAGCUGGCAUGGUUCAGUCCAAGGUUCAGUUUCUCUUCAUCUACGAUGUCCUCCGUGAGCAAUGGUGUGAACGGUGGAUCUCUCAGCAUCCGGACGAAGCAAACCGACUCGGUCUCGCCACUGCAGCAGCUCCUUCUGACGGUGUAGAAAUUACUUCUGACAAUGAGCAACCUGCACUCAAGCGCCAGAAAUCGAUACACAAUAGCGAAGCCGCCGAGAGCCUCCAGCUCCCACUACUAGCAUCACGACCGUCGAGUUCACGGGGCGCUUCGAGUUCACCAGCGCCAGACGCACGCGCACAGUUAGAGGCUGAACUUCAGGAGGCCGACCUGGAGUACGAGAAGGGCAAGACUUAGUGGUUUUUACCAAGAGCUCGUCGGACGCACAUCAAGGUGUCAUCAUGGAUUUCAUCUCCAGUCGUCCAUUCAUAUCAUACCUUCGAUAUUGUCCCGCCUUCUGAUCCUGGCACUCCGCCUAUGAUCGUGGUUACUGGCGUGGACAGCGAUAUUGAGCAGCAGGACGGUGCUGUCGAUCUUGAAGCAAACGAUCAACCCCCUGCUUACAGUCGCGCACCCCCUGAAAUCACCUUGCUAGAUUCACGUCCUGUUUUCGCGUACAUACGCGGCCCUCAACAUAUCGUUUUGUUGACAAUGGGUGUUAUUUCGGUCUUGGUUGUUGGCUUUAUGUUUGUGUACUGGGAUACUCUAGAU
This is a messenger RNA of Alternaria alternata, 1857 nucleotides long. RefSeq lists its product as hypothetical. Bases 82 to 1503 code for a protein of 473 amino acids. The record is from RefSeq and is a predicted model, not a curated record. The transcript has a single exon. Gene Ontology annotation, biological process: protein dephosphorylation. NCBI's taxonomy places the organism in Eukaryota, Fungi, Ascomycota, Dothideomycetes, Pleosporales, Pleosporaceae. Gene Ontology annotation, molecular function: protein tyrosine phosphatase activity.